GCGUGGCGCGCCGAGCAGGAGACCGGCCGUGCUGUGCAGGAUUCCUGGCCAGGGGCCCCGUAGUUGCCAUGGUGAAGAUCUUCGUUGGGGGCCUGUCUCCGGUGGUCACGGCCGAAGAACUGCGCAAGCUGUUUGAGCAGUAUGGCCAGGUGAACGAGUGUGACAUCCUGAAGAACUUUGCCUUUGUGCACAUGGAGAAAGAGGACGAGGCGCACCAGGCCAUCAGCUCCCUGCACAAAAGCGAGUUCUUUGGGGCCCACUUGACCGUGGAGUACGCCACCUCCAAGAUCCGCAACGCCACCAAGAUCUACGUGGGCAAUGUUUCCGCCAAGGCCACCACUGCCCAGAUCAGGCAGCUCUUUGAGAGGUUUGGCAAGGUGGUGGAGUGCGACAUCGUGAAGAACUAUGCCUUCGUGCACAUGGCGAAGGAGCGGGAAGCCAUGGAUGCCAUCUUGAACCUGAAUGACACCCCCUUGGAGGACCAGAAAAUCUUCGUCACUCUCUCCAAGAGCAAUGGCUCCCUCCGGGCCACUAAGGGGGCUACUGUACCCACCCCACCAACCCCAACCCCGAGCUACUACUUCUCUAGGGGUCGCAUUCCCACUCCUGCCACGACAUACACCCCCUACUGCCCCAGGGCCUGGUACGACAGAGAGUAUUGCGACCGCUACUCCUAUGAGCUCUACGAUCGGGCCCGGGCAGCCUAUGACAGGGCCUUGCCUACCCCUGCAACCUCCGCCCCAGCUGCCUACAGGGAAAGAAGCCCCGUGGGCAGGCGGACAGCGACCCCUACCGCUGUAGUGGCCCAGUACACCGAUCCUUAUGCUGCUGCGGCAGCUGCUGCCGCCGCCGCCGCCAACCAAACAUACAGCCAAGCCUACAGCCAGCCUGGGUACGCAGCUGCCGCCGCCGCCGCUGCCGCCACAUACUCCCAGUACAGCAUAGGCACCGCCUACAACGUGGCGGAAUACUACGAGAGGUACGCCAGUGCCUACGCUGCCCAGUACGCGCAGACGUUCUGACCGUGGCCCGCCCCCGCAGCCCCUCCGUGCUUGUGCGAGGUAGCACCGAAGCCAUGGCUCUGAGACCCCCCCUUUGCCGAUCACGCUCUAACCUGCGCUGGUUUUUUAACAUCGGCUUCCUUCGAAGGUUGGUGAUGCUGCCUUUUGGUUCACUGCUCCUCCUCUCCCUCUCUGCCUUCCCCUCUUUCCUCGUUUUAUUAUUUUUUUCCUCCCCCACCCCCCCACCCCCGUUUUCAUCCGGUCGUUACCGUAAAGCCUGCUUCGAAGAGCCGCCUCGCCAACCCCGCCUUGCGACCGAAUCCGAAGAUAAAAUUUUGCUCGUAGGAAAACGUGUCCGUUUUUGAACUCUCCCGCCCAAAGCGACGGGCGCUUGCAGCCUCAGCCCACUCCGCUAGCUAACCGUUGCUUGCUGCGUGUUGCGUAACCGAGCUCUCGUUCCUGGAGCAGAGCCGAGAAGAGCCACGAGCUCCGUAGCCAAUGAUGCUUCCUUUGCUUUCGCUGUAUGACCUGGGUACUCCUUUCUUUGUAUAACUGGUGAACAGAGUUUGUUCUUGUCGCCGCAACUUGUUUGGUUUCUCUUUUAUU
Messenger RNA from Gekko japonicus, 1607 nucleotides. RefSeq names its product RNA-binding protein 4-like. Bases 69 to 1022 code for a protein of 317 amino acids. Gene Ontology annotation, cellular component: cytosol. Gene Ontology annotation, molecular function: mRNA binding. The transcript has 4 exons. Lineage: Eukaryota; Metazoa; Chordata; Lepidosauria; Squamata; Gekkonidae. The record is from RefSeq and is a predicted model, not a curated record.